This is a messenger RNA of Manis pentadactyla (Chinese pangolin), 2521 nucleotides long. It is a transcript of the gene EIF3J, whose product is annotated as eukaryotic translation initiation factor 3 subunit J. NCBI's taxonomy places the organism in Eukaryota, Metazoa, Chordata, Mammalia, Pholidota, Manidae. Gene Ontology annotation, cellular component: cytoplasm; eukaryotic translation initiation factor 3 complex. The record is from RefSeq and is a predicted model, not a curated record. The transcript has 8 exons. The coding region runs from base 89 to 874 and encodes 261 amino acids. Gene Ontology annotation, molecular function: translation initiation factor activity.
CCGGCCAUCGAGAGCAAAGCCAGUGACUCACCUCCGCCGCGCCAGCUCCGCGCUCGUUCCGCGCACCCACGCGCACACCCGGCCCGAGAUGGCGGCGGCGGCGGCGGCGGCGGCGGCGGGGGACUCCGACUCCUGGGACGCGGACGCGUUCUCCGUGGAAGACCCGGUGCGGAAGGUGGGGGGCGGCGGCGGCCCCGCCGGCGGGGACCGCUGGGAAGGCGAGGACGAGGACGAGGACGUCAAGGAUAACUGGGAUGACGAUGAUGACGAAAAAAAAGAGGAAGUAGAAGUAAAAUCAGAAGUAAAAGUUUCAGAAAAGAAAAAAAUAGCAGAGAAGAUAAAAGAGAAAGAACGGCAGCAGAAGAAAAGGCAAGAAGAUAAUAAAAAGAGGUUAGAAGAACCUGAAGAACCUAAAGUGCUAACACCAGAAGAACAAUUAGCAGAUAAACUGCGGCUAAAGAAAUUACAGGAAGAGUCAGACCUUGAAUUAGCAAAAGAAACUUUUGGUGUUAAUAAUACAGUUUGUGGAAUAGAUGCUAUGAACCCAUCUUCAAGAGAUGACUUCACAGAAUUUGGAAAGUUACUAAAAGACAAAAUUACACAAUAUGAAAAGUCAUUAUAUUAUGCCAGUUUUUUGGAAGCCUUAGUUCGAGAUGUAUGUAUUUCAUUGGAAAUUGAUGACUUGAAAAAGAUUACUAAUUCAUUGACUGUGCUUUGCAGUGAAAAACAGAAGCAAGAAAAGCAAAGCAAAGCCAAAAAGAAGAAGAAAGGUGUGGUUCCUGGAGGGGGAUUAAAGGCCACCAUGAAGGACGAUCUGGCAGAUUAUGGUGGUUAUGAUGGAGGAUAUGUACAAGACUAUGAAGACUUCAUGUGACAUUUUAUCUUCUCCUGGUAUCUUCUUUCUGUUGCCCACAAUCCCUUCAACAUGUAGCACAACUUCCUUUCCUUUCAGUUCUGCCAAAUGCUACAAUCAGAAGUGCAGUAUCUUUUGUGCUGGUUAUUUAACCCCUUGACACUUAGGUGCUAAUGUGCGAACAAGGGAACUUGGAUCUCACUGCCAAGGGGUUAAAAUUGGGAACCUCAGUUGCUACUAAAUCAUAGUUAAAAAAAGAAACCUAAUAAUGUUGUCAUUGUUGUUGAUUCCACAAGAACAGUCACUAAAUUGGAAACUAAAGUUGCAACAUGACAAAAAAUCUGUGUAGUAUUUACCAGCACCAUUCAGUAAUACAGCCUUAACCAUACCUCCUUGAACUACUUCAUAACUUGUCAAGAAGAGCAGUUUGCAGCAAGGGAAUGUGGUGUGCACCUAGUAUUAAAAUUGCUUUGUCUUAAAAUUGAGCAUGAGGAUAUUAAAAAUACAUUGUGAAGAAGACGACUGCUCAGAGUGAAGAUACCGUGGCUGAAAAGCACUAGUUUGAUACUUAAAGUUAAAUGACCAAACCCUCCAACUUUGAAGCUGAAGAAGAUAAACCUCUCCAUUAUUGCAUUACAAGUUGUGGAAUCUCUUGAAUGCAGCAUAGACUGUCUAGUUAUAUUUAUCAGACUGUUCUACUGAUGGAGUACUUCAGGUUGGGGAGGGGAUACUACCUGUUUUAUUUGCCUCAUUUAAGUGUCUGAGAAACAAAUCUCCUUUGUUCUCCUAGGCCGCAAUGGAAUAACUUUAACAGGGUUUUGGCAUUUACUUCCCUUUAUAAAACAUGCUCAGCAAACUGCACCAGUUACAGUUUGGCAAAUUGUUAUGUUAACAAUUAUGACAUCGUCAAUGUUUUAUAAAGCAACUAAUUUAAUAAAAUCACUAUUAUGAGGACUUAAUUGUGUUAUCAUCUCCCAAGAGAUAUUUUUGGAGAGUAGAGAACACCACUCUUGGGACUAGAGUUCUCAAUAUGCUUACAAAGCUUAAUAAGUAAGUGCUUGCUAAGUAGUUAAUAGCUUUAAAAGAAAAAUGAGUUGCUAGGCCCUUAAGUGCUACCCUAGAGCAACAAAGGUAUAGGUCUGCCUUCUUAUUAUUUAUUUGGGGAAAUUGUUUAGAUACUAAAGCCUAACUAGGUACCUAGAAGAACUAUUUAUUUGGAGUAAUUGCGCUUAUAACUCAGGUUAUGGCUCUAAGCAUAGAUUGGGUGAUCUUUAUUAUAUACAUUGUCUUUUAAGCAAUUUAACCAAAUUUGUGGUUGAAGUCUUUUUUUUGAAACCACAAAAUCAAAAGUAGGGACAAAACAGAAGAUGUUCUUAAUUUCUCUUAUGUAGGAAAUUGUGGUCUACAGAGCUUUGAUUGAGACUCCUAAGUGGAAGACAGGACCAUCUAAAUGAUUUGAGGAAUUAACAAAGCAGUGACUACAGAGCAAUAAUGACAGCAAAUAAAGAUUGUUUUCAGACAGACAAGGGCUAAGAUUUCCUUAGCAGUAAUAAUGACAUACACUGAAUUUAAAAUCUAUUUUAUUACAGAGAUCAGUUUCUAAGAAAUGGAAAUGUAUCAUCUGUUCCUGAACUGUGUAAAUAAUAUUAAAUUCCUUUGAAACUGGAA